UGCAGCGAGAAUUUUCUCGAUUGCACGCACGUAAACGUAGAGCGUCAACGUCACAUCAGUGCGCGGUCUAUAUAAAUAGGACUGUGCAACGAAGCUGUUUCAAACUAAAACUAGGAGCGUUGAGCAUUCGUUUCGUAAUUUUCGCCGAAAAUGUCGCUUGCACCUUACUUCUUCGACUACGACCUCCCAAGAUGGCCGCGUCGGCUCCUUGACCAGAACUUCGGCCUGGCUUUAACACCAGAAGACCUCCUCACUGCAACCGCCAGCCCGGUCGUACCGAGAUACAGAUUUUUCUGGCCGAAAGACGCGGGCUCCUCAAUCAAACUCGAGAAAGAUAAAUGGCAGAUAAGCGUUGACGUUCAGCAUUUUGCACCUGACGAGAUAACUGUGAAGACAGCAGCUGGUUUUAUAGUUGUGGAAGGAAAGCACGAAGAGAAGCAGGAUGAUCAUGGAUUUGUAUCCAGGCAUUUUGUGAGGAAGUUUAAAAUCCCGGAUGAUACGAAUGCUGAUGCUAUAGAAUCAAGGCUUUCAUCUGAUGGUGUACUCACCGUAUUGGCGCCAAGAAAAGAGGAUACUCUUAAAGGUGAAAGGAAUGUUCCUAUAACCCACACGGGUCCGAUCAGGAAGGAAGUUCCGGAAGAUACUCUGCCAGAGAAGAAGUAAUAAGUGCGGUAAAGUUUGUGAUUGUGUUUUAUUUAUUUAAAAUUAUUAUAAUAUAACUGAUC
Pararge aegeria (speckled wood butterfly) is the source of this 725-nucleotide messenger RNA. RefSeq names its product protein lethal(2)essential for life-like. Bases 151 to 663 code for a protein of 170 amino acids. NCBI's taxonomy places the organism in Eukaryota, Metazoa, Arthropoda, Insecta, Lepidoptera, Nymphalidae. The transcript has a single exon. Gene Ontology annotation, biological process: protein refolding; response to heat. Gene Ontology annotation, molecular function: protein folding chaperone. The record is from RefSeq and is a predicted model, not a curated record.